AUGUUGUUUCUCGACAUCGCCGCUUGUUCGUGCAUAGCAUACGUCAUCUGGACGAUUUUUCGACUUCAGCAUAAUUAUGUCAAAGCAAAGAAGAUCGGACUCCCAAUAAUCUUCUCGCCGGUCAACGUCUUUGGGCCUCUGUGGCUCACGACAAAAGGCUUCCUCGGGUCCACGCUCGAAAAACUCCCUUUUGGUUUAGGAGAAUGGGUUGCUCGCACUGAAGUUGGCUGGACUUACCACCACAAGUUUCAAAUACAUGCCGAACAUGGAGAAGCGUUCAUCAUCGUGUCCCCCGCCGAGAACGAGAUAGUGCUUGCCGAGCCAAAUGCGGCUGAAGAAGUCAUGCGAAGACGGAACGACUUCAUCAAGAAUCCUGCUGUGUAUGGCAUGCUGGACGUCUUUGGACCCAAUCUUGACACGGUCAAUGGUAAAGUCUGGGACCGACAUCGAAAGAUCACGGUGCCACCCUUCAAUGAGAAGAAUAGUGCUUUGGUGUGGAGAGAGUCUGGAAACCAGGCCGAGCAGUUACUACAAACAUGGUGCGAAAAGGUCGAAGUAAGGAGUACGCAGCCUGAUAUUUUUGCUGUGGCACUCAACGUGUUGUGUGAAGCCGGCUUUGGGGUGCACAGUAAAUUCGUCGAUGAGCCAAACUUCUCUAGAAGCGAAGAAUCUGACCAGCAUUUGGGUUACCGCGAAUGUCUGCGCUUGCUGCUCUCCAACUUUAUCCAGCUCGUCAUCUUGAAUGCGGUUCAAAAGUCCGCUCUUCCCACCAAAUGGCUGCUCUGGGGAAGAAUGAAAAAAAUUGCAAUUGCGCGUGACCAAUUCCUCGGAUAUAUGACCAAUCUUCUCGCAAUAGAGCAGAGAGCAUUCGAUCAGGGAGACAUGGACAGGCACAAUCUGAUGAGUGCUUUGGUCAGGGCCCAAGGUCAAUCCCAGGAGUCGGACUCCGUCCGUAAGAACACUCCCAACACCGCCUCAGGGGGACUCUCAGAUGGAGAAGUCUACGGCAACCUAUUCAUCUACAGCCUGGCGGGACAUGACACAACUGCUGGGGCUCUGCACUUUGCAAUUGUGCUACUGGCAGUGAACCCCGAGUUACAGGAUUGGGUUGGCGAGGAAAUCGACGCAGUCCGAAAUGCCGAUCCAUCCGGCCUCUGCUUCUAUGAAGAGACUUUUCCAAAACUGGUGAGAUGUCUAGCAUUGAUGUACGAGACCGCUCGACUCCACGGACCCGUCGUAAUGAUGCCACGCUACGUAGACAGCUCGCCACAGAGACUCCAAAUUCAUGGCCGCGAGCACAUUAUCCCACCACACACAACCAGAACCCUCAAUUUCGUCGCCCUGCACACUCAUCCAGAGCACUGGGGACCCGACCCUCUUUCCUUCCGCCCCAGCCGCUGGAUCGUUCCCGACGAGAACGCAGAAUCAGGCGGCACGUGCUUCCUCGAGCCUACACCAGGCUCAUACGUCCCGUGGAACUCUGGACCGCGAGUGUGUCCCGGGCGCAAAUUCUCACAGGUCGAAUUCGUGCGCGUGGUCUACGGGCUCUUUGCAGGCGGGACACGAGUACAGCUGGUUCGAGAGCCCGGCGAGAGCUUGUCGGACGCCAGGGACCGAGCGCUGCGUAUCGUGAACGAGGCCAAGGUCGAGGUCACGCUGAAGAUGGUGGAUGCGUACAGAAUUGGUCUGAAGUGGGUCAAGGGCCAGUCAUGA
Messenger RNA from Exophiala bonariae, 1713 nucleotides. RefSeq lists its product as uncharacterized. Gene Ontology annotation, molecular function: oxidoreductase activity, acting on paired donors, with incorporation or reduction of molecular oxygen; iron ion binding; monooxygenase activity. Lineage: Eukaryota; Fungi; Ascomycota; Eurotiomycetes; Chaetothyriales; Herpotrichiellaceae. The transcript is spliced from 2 exons. The record is from RefSeq and is a predicted model, not a curated record. The coding region runs from base 1 to 1713 and encodes 570 amino acids.